CUUCCAUCGCUCCGGGUUGUGAUGGUGAAGUUGUUCGUGGGUAAUCUCGCAGACACUGUUGACUCGACCAAGCUGAAACAAGUCUUCCAACAAUUCACCAAAGUAACGGAGUGUGAUGUUGUUAAGAAUUAUGCGUUUGUGCACAUUGAGGACGACGACGUGCAGUCCAUAAUAUCUCGUUUGAAUGGCUACACAUUGGAGGGAAAAAAUAUUCAUAUACAAUUGUCAACAUCAAAGCUACGUUCUCAGCCUGGAAUGUCUAAUCAGUGCUUUCGCUGUGCUUCGACUGAUCAUAAAACUCCAAAUUGCCCAAAAGAUCCCAAUAAUCAAAUUACUCAGACCAUCAAGAUUGACUUAACAGGUGCAGUGAAACGACCGGCUGGAAAGUCUAUUGAAGGAGUCAUUCAUAUUAUUUUCAGUGAACUACAACAGUUGUAUGAGGAAUACAAUUUAUCUCGUCAACGAUACAGCUAUUAUCGUGAACGCCUACAAAAGGAGAUUCAUGCCAAACGCAAUGGCAGUGUGUCCGGCGGAUCAGUCUAUGUAACACCGCUUGCGCCAACAAUAAGCGCCACAUCAACACAGUACUGCUUCUUGCAGCUUUGUUAUAAUUUUAGAUAA
This is a messenger RNA of Angiostrongylus costaricensis, 621 nucleotides long. NCBI's taxonomy places the organism in Eukaryota, Metazoa, Nematoda, Chromadorea, Rhabditida, Metastrongylidae. The record is from the annotation of a GenBank genome assembly.